GAAAGGUAUCGUUACAUAAGCAAAAGAUAUAUGGCAUACACAUUGAUGGCCAACUUUGCAAAAUAUAGGCACCAUCUAAGCAUGGUUCUAGUCCAAAUUUUGUCUGCAAUUGUCUAUUUCAUUACAGAAGCUGCCUUCAAUGAAGGCCUAAACACUUUUGUCUAUGUCAGUUAUCGGUUUAUCCUAGCCGGCUUGUUGAUGUUUCCCGUCGCAUAUUUCAUCGAAAGAAAAUCCAGGCCAAAGAUGACGUUAGUAAUGUUUUUGGAGAUUUUUGUGGUUUCUCUCUUCGGGAUAUGUUUAACCUUCAUUAUGUUCUUCAUAAGUAUGAGAUGCACUUCUCCGACAUUCGUCUCAGCGGUGUACAACACGGUGUCGUCCUUGACUUUUUUGAUCGCCAUCCUGUUCAGGAUGGAGGUUGUCGAUGUAAGGAGCUAUCGUGGGAUGGCGAAAAUCCUCGGUACCUUAAUAUCGUUAGUUGGGGUUACCAUCAUCACUUUAUACAAAGGACCAGCACUGCAAAAUAUGUGGGGCACUCCAAUUCACAUGAAGAGACUUUCUAUUCGCGAAAACUGGAUUAAAGGGUCAAUCCUCACCAUUGCUAGUUGCAUAACAUUGUCUUCAUGGUACAUUAUGCAGUCAUUUACCAUGAGGAAAUAUCCAGCAGAGCUGUCACUCACAGCAUGGAUUAGCUUCAUCGGAGGAAUGCAAUCCGCUGUUUUUGCGGUGUUGGUACAGCGUAAACCGGGUGUUUGGUCGAUCAACAUGCUGGGACUUGAUUUUUGGGCCAUUACAUAUUGUGGAAUUAUCGGCUCGGGGCUCCUCAUCUUCAUUCAGUUGUGGUGCAUGAAGGAGAAAGGGCCAGUCUUUGUGUCCAUGUUUAAUCCUCUUCAAACAGUCGUAGUUGCGGUUCUAGCAUACUUCGUGUUCGGUGAAAAACUGUAUACGGGCAGCAUACUAGGUGGAGUCACUGUUAUCAUUGGCUUAUACCUUCUAUUGUGGGGCAAAGAGAAAGAUGAAUCUUACACCAAGGGCCAAGAUCUACCAUCUUCGCAUUCCGUGGAGCUGAAGGUAUCCAACAAGGAAGAGGUAGCUUCAGCACUAAAAGUGGAACCAUGAAGGAACAUCAGAGAAUAUAUUAGAAUUUGGCAGUAGGAAAAAUAAAAUUGAUUUGUCACUGAUGAUUGCAAAUUGUAUUAGAAAUUAGUGUUUUGUGGGGUGGAGAGCUCAACAAUAUCUGUAAACCAAUCCAUUUCUGCUAUAAAUGAAUGGUAUUUAGUAUUUACCUUAUUAU
Molecule: messenger RNA, 1291 nt
Organism: Hibiscus syriacus
Lineage: Eukaryota; Viridiplantae; Streptophyta; Magnoliopsida; Malvales; Malvaceae
Product: WAT1-related protein At1g43650-like
Exons: 7
Coding region: 31-1116 (361 amino acids)
Cellular component (GO): plasma membrane
Molecular function (GO): transmembrane transporter activity
Source: RefSeq, a predicted model, not a curated record